This is a messenger RNA of Sphaerulina musiva SO2202, 1290 nucleotides long. RefSeq lists its product as uncharacterized. The record is from RefSeq and is a predicted model, not a curated record. The coding region runs from base 1 to 1290 and encodes 429 amino acids. Lineage: Eukaryota; Fungi; Ascomycota; Dothideomycetes; Mycosphaerellales; Mycosphaerellaceae. The transcript has a single exon.
AUGUCCUCCUCCCAAGACCCCAACGGCGCCAUCACGAAGUUCAAAGCAGACCUUGACGACUACGAGAAGCAACUACAGAAUGAGUUCGACAAGCUGGAUGCGCGCGCGGCCGAGAUGCUGGAUAGAUUUGAGGAGCCCAGCGAUGAAGAUACGCAGAGGAUGACAAACGUGGAGCGCGAUUUGGCAGCGAUCCGUGAGCGACACCGACAGCUAGAAAAGGUGUAUCUCGAGAAGAGUCAGAACGGAAGGCCGUGGAGACUCCGUGUGCGCUUGGACGACGAGACGACCUCCUGGACGGCGGAUUUCGGCAAUUUCUUGGUGGCCAGCCCGUUAAAACUCACCAGUGGUGGCAAUGUGGGGGUGGAGGCUGCUCGGGAGUUCAAUGCGUCCAUUUACGAGAUGAGAAAAGAGGGCCCAGAUAAGGACGGGGGAGCAGAUGGGAAGGAAAGAGGAGGGAGGAAAGAGGAGACUCCAGCAUUCGAGGCGAUACCGAGGCGAGCUGGCAAGAAGCAGAGAAAGAAUCUGCUGAAACCAGCGAAGGAGACAGAAAGCAUGAGCCACAGCAUGUUCCCAGCCAUGACCGGCAAUAUGAAAGCGCCGAGUCUCGAGGAAAUUGCUCUCGACCAAGGUGUCGAGAUUCCUGCUUCGUGGAGUGCGCCCGUCGUAUGUGAGCAGGAAGCUGCUGGGGAGACGGAGAUGGCAGAGAGUGGCAACUUCACUCUCGAGCCAUCUCCGGCUCAAGUUGACCAUCCAAACUCCCCUCAGGGGACCACCAUCGCCUCGGAGUCGUCAGAGGAUCUAUUCGUGAGCCAGCGCACACCAUGGCAGCCGCGAGAGCGCCGUGCCGUUCUAUCACCACCAUCAACGCCCAGAGAGCCUGCUGCCGCCUCUCUCGCCUCUAAUGACCCGGUCGAGAUGCACGAUCUCUUCCCAACCAACCGCGACUCCGAGGUGCCAGGGGAAGGCUGGCGCCGGAGCCCCGCGCCAACGCCGGAAUGGCGACCAGGAGAGAUGGAUCUUUCUGUGGUUCCGAACGAGGUCAUUCUGCUCCCAGAGCGCCAGCCCGCGGAUGAAAUUCCGCAGAAGAGAAACCUCGAUGAAGGGGUGGACCUUGCGCUUGGAGCGUUCGUGAGACGGAGCGGCCCCAAGGCACCGAAGAAAAAGAAGGCGAAAAAGGCCGGGAGAGGCACCAACUCGGAGGUCGAAAGGGAUGGCGAGAAGAAGAGCCCGGGCCGCGUGAAGUGGCCCGGGCAGGCACAUGUGACGAAGAAGGGCAACAAGCGUGGUUAG